Plasmodium vivax (malaria parasite P. vivax) is the source of this 1905-nucleotide messenger RNA. RefSeq lists its product as hypothetical. Bases 1 to 1905 code for a protein of 634 amino acids. The record is from RefSeq and is a predicted model, not a curated record. The transcript is spliced from 3 exons. Lineage: Eukaryota; Apicomplexa; Aconoidasida; Haemosporida; Plasmodiidae.
AUGUCUAAACAUAUUGUAGAUCAGGUCAUUGAAAUAUUAAAAAAUGAUGAUGUUUUUUGGAGAAAAUCAAAUUUAUAUAUGUAUUAUGAUCUAUUCGAUAAUGGUAUGGGUUCACCUGGCACAACUACAUUAUGUAAUAACAAAAUAAAAGACCAGAAUUUUCAUAAUCUGUGUUAUGACCUAGAAGGUAUUUUAAAUAAUUGGCACGAUAUUUGUGAAGGAAAAGAAUCAAAUUAUGAUAAGUAUUGUGAAUGUCUAAUCUAUUGGUUAUACGGGAAAAUAAGAACAAUUAAAGCUGAUGCUACAAAUAUAUAUUAUCUAUAUGAAAGUUUGAAUUCUAUUUUGAAAAAUAAACCUUUGAAAAAUAAGAACCAUGCAUGCAAUAAAAUAUAUGAGUCAAAAGUGUAUGAUAUGAGAGUGUUAAAGGAUAAGAGAGAAUUAUAUGAUUUUGUAGAAAUUUAUAAUAUAAUUGAAACUAAAUUGAAAGAAAAUGAUAAAAAUAAGGAGUUAUAUUGCGAGUACGUACAGUACAUUUUUGAAUUAUUUAAAAAAGUUGAAGCGAAAGGGAAAUAUGGGGUAUAUAAUAAUGAAGUUAUGCAUUUUCAGAACAAAUUUCUGAAUAAGGAUGAUACGUUAGAAUCAUUAGAUAAAUUGUGUCCAAACAUGUGUAUAAAAUCCGUUUUCGAUAAAUCGAGUAGAACUUUAUGUCCCUCGAAUAGGGCAGUUGUAGCGCCAGUACAACUAAACACUAAGAGAUGUGAAAGCACCACAACGGAAUAUCCAGAUAAAUCCCAAUCGGGAAUGGAAAAAUACGACAGAAUCUUAAAAAAUUUAGAUGCAGACAAAAUAUAUGAAAAAUUGAACAAUAACAAGGAUAUCAAACAAUACUGUAGUGACUGUAAUGAUGUAUUAGCAUUAGAAGAAACCUACCCAGGGAUUACAGUUUUGUGUAAAAAGUUAGCAAGAAAUUUAAGAACAAAUAUGUCUGAUAUUCAGAAUGAUGUAACUAAUGCCAGAGAUCGCUGUUCAUAUUUUAUCCACUGGACGUAUGGUGAGCUAAAAAAAAUAUUUAAUAUAAAUUCGAGAAAUAUUCACAGCAUACCGGAAGUUUCCAAAGUGCUUGAUGUAGGAACUAAAAUCAACAAUGAGUUAAUGCUAAAAGAUAUUCUUGACAAUUCUGCAUCGAUACAGAAGGUGUUUGAUUCUAAAGCUAAGUCAUCACAAGAAUUUUUUAGAAAAUUUAGAGAAAACCAACAAAAGGCUGAAAGUUCCCACUUGUUAAGCUUAAUAGCAGAAAAAUUAGUGUACAAUAGUGAAAUAUCUAAACAUAAGCCCUGUUUCCAUUACUUUGAUUGUAAAUUAGACGAAUGUAUGGAAAUGAAAAAUUUGCAUGAUUAUUUUAAGAAUUUCGAGAGCAUGAAAGACAAAAUAGCAGGAGCUAAUAACAAUAGGAAAUUGUAUUGCGAGUAUGUCGCUUAUAUAUAUGGGUUGUACGAAAAGCAUGAAAAAGAUUGCUGCACUUGUUACUUCGCUUCAGAUAAGUGUGUUGAAAAUUGUCCACAUUAUUUUAAAUGUGAGAAAAAGUAUAACCCAUACAACUUUUAUUCAGCAUUAAAAUGCGACGAAAUUCUACUUGGGAAAAAGAUCACAAAAAAAGUAGGUAAACCUAAAAAUAUUAAUCACGAAGCUAUAAUGAAAGCUGAAAAUGUUAAUCAGCAUAUUUUAACUGAAAAAGAGAAUGCAGAAAGUGCUGAAUAUGGAGAUUUGCCAUCGGAUUCCUUCCCUUCAUUUGCAUUGUCUGUCUUCACCUUCUUGGGAAUAUUGUUGAUGGUUUUCAUUUUUUACAAAGUAACUACCAAUUUUUAUGCUAAAAAGGGCGUUCUCCUCCGUCAAUUCGUAUGCUAA